CUGGAAGAUUAGGAAAAGGAGAUUGAGUAACCAUCUUGAAAAGCAAUUCCGCAAAAGUCAAAGAAUCACGAACCGAAUCAAUCAACAUUGAAAGAUGAAAAACAAUGAAAAUAACCCGGCCCAAAUCGUUUGCAUUUGCAGAGGUCCAGCCCACUAUUCACAGAGAGGACGAAGUAGUUUUUACAAAUCUUAGAGAGAGAAAGCUUAAGAGAGAGAAGAUCGAGCUCGAAGAAGAACCAGAGCAAACAUUUUAAACAUUUGUAUACACAAAUCUACAUACCGAAGAAACGCAUGUAUAUUAGGCAUGUAUUAUCUUGUGAGUGAUUAGGGUUUCCAAUUUCAAAAAAGGGCGAGUUCAAUCAUAUGUUAUCGUGUCCUGUAUUUCUAGGGCAACAAAUUCCUUUGAUUUUUAAAAAUUGGCGCAACUUAUAUCGAAGGCAAAGCGUAAUAGGAGGGUUAAAAGUUUUGUAAGCUUGAAAUUGUUGCAGAGCUCCUGGGAAUUCAGUUCUUGAAAUCAAUGGGAGAGAAACGCUUCUAGGUUAUUAUAGUGGGAAUGCAUGGAUGUGCUUCAGGAUCUCUGCUUUUAGUCAAUGCUGGGGUUGAUUCCAUGGGAGGAGUUAUUGAUGGUGGAGUUGAAAUCUCUUCUGCACCAUCUCCUCACCAGUCAUCAGAUCUCGAGAAAACACAAGCAGAGCUUAGGGAGACAUUCAGCGCAGCUGAAAAAUAUAGAAGAGAGUUAGAGUUUUUACAGAAGGGUGGUGAUCCAUUAGACUUGAAAGUUGGAACUGCAGCAUCAGUUAGCCUGCAGUCCACCUCGCUUACAGAUCAACAUCCUGAGCAAUUUGUGACAAGUGAAGUAAAAGGCAGUUUUGCAAUAACCGCUUCACCUCAUGGAGAUUCUGUUGAAAGCAGUGGCAGAUUAGGGGCUCUUUCAGUUGUUGAACCCAAUAGUGCUGAUAAUCUUAUGUUAUUUGAUGGAAACAAUAAGUUUCGUGAAGUUGAAAGAAUACUCACCAAAGAAUCUGGAGAAUCUGUUGCACUUGAACUUCCUAAAAAAUCAUAUAAGCGUAGGAUUAGGUCUAGACCAAAUCGCCAUGCUUCAAGGGAUACGAAGGGAUUGGUGCAUAAUGUAGACAAUCAGGAGCACAAGCAUUUGUCAAAUUCCAAUUCUUCCAACCCUAAAAGUCCUAAUGUUGGUUUGACCCUCAAGAAUUUAGAGCCUGGAUCUGUAGGGCAUAUAGAGCAGGAGAAAUUGUCAGGUUCUGAGCACCCUCCAGAUGUGGAUGCACACACAGUUGAUGACCUGUCUUUAUUGGGUCAAACAAAGGGUUUUGACUCCAAAUCAUCAUGCUGCCAAACCGAUCGAAGUUUAGAUGGUAAUAGUAAGAAUGAAGUGCCAAGUAGUAUACAAAAUGUUACUUCUAAUGGGACUAUGGAACUUACUAUAGCAUCAAAGGAGGCACCAUGCAUGGAGGGUAGUGGUGUAAAUACAGUGAAGGAUGAUAAGAUACCGAGCAUCAACAAUGAUAACAGUGAGAUUGAUCCUAGACUUAAGGAAGAGGAAGAAGGUUUGAAGGAAUCUGAAUCUGAAUCUGCCUUGCAACAUGAGUUGAAGAAGUCUGUUUGCUCUACAGAGCAAAACGUGUGUUCUCAAAACAAUUUGAAAUUGGCAACAAAGGAACAUGAAGACUCGAUUUUAGAAGAGGCACGGAUUAUAGAGGAAAAACGUAAGAGGAUAGCUGGAUUAACAGCUGGAAUAUUUAAAUCAGAGAGUAAUCAUACAUCACAUUGGCAUUUUGUCCUUGAAGAAAUGUCAUGGCUUGCUAAUGAUUUUGCACAGGAACGCCUUUGGAAGGUAACUGCAGCUGCUCAAAUUUCUCAGAGAGCUGCUUAUACUUCACGUGUUAGAUUCCAACAGCAAAAUUCUUCACGGAUGCAAAAAAAAGUUGCUCAUACUUUGGCAGAAGCUGUCAUGGAGUUCUGGCACACACUGCAGGUGAAAUGCCAUGGAUUGGAGUUAGAGGGUGCUAAAAAAGAUUCUAUGGCUGGACUUGAUCAGUAUGGGAUGAGAUUCUUGGAGUAUAAUAGCUCCAAUGCUCAGUACAACUCAGCUCAAGCGCCUGUAACUCCUGAUAGGAUAUCUGAUCUUGGCAUCACAGACGUUUCAUGGGAGGAUAAUUUGACAGAAGAGAACCUAUUUUAUAUAGUACCACCUGGUGCAGUUGAGGCCUAUAGAAAAACUAUUGAAUCUCAUUUGCUACAAUCUGAGAGAACUGGCAGUAGCAUGCAAGAGGAAGUGGAUGUCAAUGGGUAUGAUGAUGUUGCAGAUAAUACACUUGAAGAGGAUGAAGGAGAAACAAGUACAUAUUAUCUGCCAGGGGCAUUUGAAGGUAGCAGGAUGUCAAAACCCACUCAGAAGAAAAGGAAACAGAGCCAACCCUUUAAGUCAUAUGUCGGAAGACCAUAUGAGACGGGGGCAGAUUUGUCAUUUCCACAAUCCCUUGACAGAAAUAUUGGGACCCAACCUUCUGUGAUAAGUGGGAAAAGACCUGCCACCAGUAUUAAUGUCUCAAUUCCCACAAAACGUGCACCAAAUAGAACGGAUGCUUCAAGUGGUGAUACCAAUUCCUUUCAGGAUGAACAAAGUUCUUUACAUGGUGGGUAUCAAAUACCGAAUAAUAUGGAAGCAGAAUCAGUUGGAGACUAUGAAAAGCAGCUGCACUUUGACAUGACAGAAGUAUCAAACAGACCCAAAAAGAAAAAGAAGGGUUCCACAUUUGACCACCGAUGGCAGCUUGAUUCUAAUUUUCAGAAUAAUGAACAGAAGGAGCACUCAAAGAGGAGGUUGGAUGCACGUCAAUUUGAUUCAAAUGGAAACAGUGUGGGUUCUCAGAUGAGUAAUAUGUCCAACCCCAAUAAGUUCAUGAAAUUACUUGUGCGUGAUCGUGGUAGGAAAGCUAAAUCGCUUAAGACCCCUGUAGGGCAGCAGCAAGGGUCAGGAAGUCCAUGGUCAUUAUUUGAAGAUCAGGCCCUUGUUGUGCUGGUUCAUGAUAUGGGUGCCAACUGGGAACUCAUAAGUGAUGCCAUCAACAGCACUUUGCAAUUUAAGUGCAUUUCUCGUAACUCCAAAGAAUGCAAAGAGCGUCAUAGAAUAUUAAUGGAUAGGAACUCGGGUGAUGGUGCUGAUAGUGCUGAGGAUUCAGGCUCAUCACAACCUUAUCCUUCCACUUUGCCAGGCAUUCCAGAGGGAAGUGCAAGACAAUUGUUUCAACGGUUGCAGGGACCCAUGGAAGAAGACACACUCAAAUCACAUUUUGAAAAGAUUAUUGUGAUUUCAAGAAAACUACAUUAUAAAAAGUCACAGGAUAAUCAGGAUCCAAAACAACUCCAGCAACCUCAUGGCUCUCAUGCACUUGCUCUUUCUCAAGUCAUCCCAAAUAACCUGAAUGGUGGACCUGUCCUCACGCCACUUGAUCUGUGUGAACCGAUUUCAUCCACCCCGGAUUUUCUUCCUGUUAAUUAUCAAGCUCCUCAUACGGGUGCAUCAAUGGUUCCUGGGUCAACCCCAAGCCCAAGCCCAAGCCCAAGCCCAAGCCCAGCAGCUACCUCAGUAGCCUCUUCUAAUUUGGUGUUCAGCAGUCAUUUAUCCUCCACUCCAUCUGGUCCAAUCAGUCCCUCUGUUGGUGUUAGGGAAGGAAGAUACGGGAUCCCUAGACCAGGAAUGGAUGACCAGCAUCGACUGCAACAAUACAAUCAAAUGUUGUCUGCAAGGAACAUGCAACCUUUGCCUCAUUCCGAUCGAGCUGUUCGUGGUAUGUUGCCAGGUGUCAUGAACAGAGGGAUGAUGAUGACAAGACCACCCCAGCUUCAAGGCCUUAAUAACUCCAACCCCCAAUCCAUUGGUCAACCAAACUCCCAUAUGAUACGGAUUCCUGAUCAUCAGAGGCAAAUUAUGGUACCAGAUGCACAAGGUGGGACCACUCAGGGAAUUCCCGCGUAUCCAACUGGAAUUGCUUCUUUCCCUCAACCACCUGUCCAGCCAUACCCCCACAUGCCAACUACCAAUUCUCAUCCACAUCCACAUCAUCUUCAAGGACCACCACAAAAUCCAGCUUUUGGAAUGCGGUUGAUGAAAGAGAGACAACUCCAGCAACAACGCUUGCGACAACAGCAUUUUGCUGCCUCCAAUCCUGUGACGCCACAUGGACAACCACAGCUUCCAGUUUCCUCCCCUCAAAGUCAAAGUAGCAGCGCGCAAUCCUCACCGGUGACUCAACAGCUGCAAAAACCAGCAUCCGCUGGGCUUGUGCGUAACCCUCAGACUGGCAAUACGGUGAAGCCGCAGCGGCGUCCGCCACAGCAGUUCCAACCACCUGGCGGCAGGCCACAGCUGGCGGCUAAAGUUGUGAAAGGAGCAGGAGUAGGAGGUGGAGGUGGAAGAGGAACAGCUGGCGAUAAUGGGUUUGUUGCAGAGAAAGGGGAGAUGGUGCAAAGUGGACCAUCUGGAUUGAAUCAGAAGAGAUUACCUGGUCAACCUCAACCACAGCAAAAGGUGAAGCUGGGAAUGGGGAGUCAAAGUCAACUAACAGCUGCGCAAAAGAUUGUACUGCAGAAUCGAAAAGCAAAUCCUUCUGAUUCAACUGCAAGCAAGCUGCAAGCUAGAGGAGCAACUCUGCCUUUGCCUUUGCCUUUAACCAAACCCAGCUCUCAGACACCUUGUGAUGAUUCUGGGGAUCCAAAUAGGAAGGUUGAAUUUCAAACACCUGAAACCGAAACAACAACCAGUGCAAGUGCAGAACAUACAAUCAGGCCAUUCAGAUUGAGCCGGCUGCUGUUCACAUGUAAUAUCAAUGUACAGAUGACGUUCAUAGUUGCAUUCCAUCAGGCGGAUCUCUCAGUCUCAGUCUUUGAUGAGAGGCACGCCAUGGAGAGGGAUGGAGAAAGAUAUAGAGGAACAAGGUUGUCUUGUAUGUGUUAUUUCAUCAAAUUGCAGAAAAUAGCAACCUACUUGAAACUUAAAAAAGCUUACCAGUGUUAAAACUAUGGAUAAAAAUGUAAGUACGUUGUUAUUUGGGUAAUGAGGCGAGGUCAAAUUAGGAUUUUUUUUUUCCUGAGAACCAUUUGAGUGUAUUGGAUAAAAAAAAAGGUUGUGAUUGAGAGUGACUUUUUUGCUAUAAUUUGUAAAUUUAAUGCUAAUUGAUUUAAUUAGUGGUUUGACACGAG
Lactuca saligna is the source of this 5223-nucleotide messenger RNA. Lineage: Eukaryota; Viridiplantae; Streptophyta; Magnoliopsida; Asterales; Asteraceae. The record is from the annotation of a GenBank genome assembly.